Molecule: messenger RNA, 1367 nt
Organism: Lucilia cuprina (Australian sheep blowfly)
Lineage: Eukaryota; Metazoa; Arthropoda; Insecta; Diptera; Calliphoridae
Product: putative nuclease HARBI1
Exons: 5
Coding region: 616-1305 (229 amino acids)
Source: RefSeq, a predicted model, not a curated record
AUCCAGCCUUAUUUAUAAUCGUUUUGAGCACUUUUAUUAAUGGUUUACAUGUAGUUUUUAAAAAAUCUUUAUUCAUAAUAACUUUUUCUCAAUAAAAGUAAUUUAUAAAAUGUUGUACAAAAUAAAAAUUUUAUUGUAGGUAAGUACCUACUAUAAACCAACUAUAAAAAGAAAAUUGACAUUAUUUAUACAAAUUUGAGUGAAAUUCAUAUCUAAAAAACCCAAUAUUUGAUACUGCAAAAAAAAACGUUUAAAAUGAACGCUAUUAAUGCAAUUAAUAAUAUUCAUGAUAUUGCCCAAACAAGAUCUACAAAAAUUUACAAUCCAAGGACGGAUCCAUUCGCGCUAUCCGAUGAGAAUUUUAAAGGCAGAUACCGGUUUACGAAAACCACAGUAAAAAAGAUUGUAGCAAUGACAAUGGAAGACAUUUAGUUAGAAAAAAGAGGAUGUGGAACAUCACCGGAACUCCAAGUGUUGGUAGCGUUAAGAUGUUGGGGAAGAAGAGAGGCUCAAGAUGAUGCUGCAGAAUUGCAUGGCCUAACACAGCCAACUGUGUCAAGAAUAUGUGCUAGGGUAGCGCGGGCUUUGGCAAGACACGCAAGAGAAAAAAUCAAAAUGCCCAGCAACUUAAGCGAAGAACAAGAAGUGAUGAGAGAAUUUAAAGCAAUAAAAAAUUUUCCUGGAAUUAUUGGUGCAAUAGACGGCACCCACAUAAAAAUAAAGAAAACAGGUGGAAGUCUUGCCCAAUAUUAUAUAAACAAAAAGGGGUAUUAUUCUCUCAAUAUACAGGUCGUUUGUGAUGCUAACCUUAAAAUAAGGGACAUAGUUGCUAGAUGGAGAGGAAGCACACACGACUGCCGCAUUUUUAAUGAAUCAAAUAUUAAAGAACGUUUUGAAAACAAAGAUUUCAGAGGUCGUUUAUUAGGUGAUUCAGGAUACAAAUUGCAACCAUACCUCUUUACUCCUUUAUUAAGACCUCAAAGCGAAAAAGAGAUUAAAUAUAAUAAAGCUCAUAUAGCAACGAGAAAUACGGUGGAACGAUGCUUCGGGGUAUGGAAGCAGAGAUUUCGUUGCUUGCUGGAUGGAUUAACAAUAAGUCUGGAAAAUGGAAAAACUUUAAUUAUAGCUCUGGCUGUUCUUCACAAUAUUGCUGUUGAAGAAAAGGACACAACACCAGAUGAUUCUAACAUAGAUGUGACAAUUGAUAUACAAAAUAUAAUGGAAGAAAAUCAAAAUAAUUGGACGGAACAACAAGAUACUCGGUCAAAAAUUAUUUUAAAUAGUUUUAUUCAAAAACACUUUUAGCUUUUUAUAUUUAUGCAUUUAUUAAUAUAAAUUUUUAUAAUAAUAAAUAUAUGAAUUAAACG